UCGGGAAACCAAAGCUCUGCAGCUUUCCUUCUCCUCUCUCCCUCCUCCCGGGGGUUCCCAGGUUGGGGGAAGCAGCCGGAGUCACCAGGACCCCAGCAAAGGGACCAAAAUCUGUUGGGACCAAAUUCCAGCUCCAGUGGGGGUGGGGAAAGGGCUGAGGGUGAGGGAUGCUGGUCCCCAGGGCUGGGGGGAGGGAUGGGCUGGCAGCCCCCACCCCAUGCCUCCCUGGCUCAUGCCGUUGCUUCUCCCAGCUCCUCGGUGCCCGGUUUGUUCCCCUUCGGUCUUUGCUCCCGUCGCUCCUCGAAACAGGGAAACGUUCACAAGUUAAAACCUUCAAAUCUUUCUUUCUCCUCGGGAUUCAGAGCGGCUGCUCUGGACAGACCUGGAAGCGGCUCCUGCUGCUUCUGCCUCGGGCUCUGGCUGCCUCAUUCCGUGUCCCCCCUGGGGUUCCCAUGUCCCCCCCGUUCCCCCCUGGGGUUCCCUGUCCCCCCUGUCCCUCCCCGGGGCUCUGCUGCCCCGGUAAAGGCUUUGCCCAGAAGCUGCUGCUCCUGCUCCAGGGCUGGAGAUGGCCCAGGCUCCCCCCUGCUCCGUGCUGGGGGGGACUGCAACACCGAGACCUCACGUCCCCCCCCACCAGCUCCAGCUUUUUGUCUCUGGGCCAGGGUCUGGGGCUUCCCCUGAGCCCCCCGUGCUGGGGCAACCUCUUCCCCUCAGCAGUGGUCGCUCCCCAAGUUCACUCAGAAUCUUCCUGCUUUUCCUCUUGCUGCUUGUGGGGCUUUUGGGACCCUCCUGAGCCCUCCACCUCCUGGGUAGAUGGGCUGGGGGGGGCUGGCAGGGUCAGCCCCCAUCCUCAUGCGGGUUCUGAGCCACGUUUGAAGGAUCCUCCCCCUCUUGCCACCGCGUUGGGGACCAUCCUGGGUGACUGUCCCCUCCAGCAGCUCGGUCUCCAGUGGCAGAGCCCGGGGUUCAGCACCCUGAGCCACCCUGCACCUCUCUCUGGUCCCCAGCAGUGGUGGCUUCUGGGGUCACCACUGACCUGGGGUGACAUCAUGGACCAAAAAUCUCAAAGCACAUCCCUGUCCCCUUCCCUCUGGGGCUCGGAAGGUCCCGGAGCUGGACGGGGGCAGGUCUAACUGGAAGCCCAUGUAGGGAGGACAGGAAUGGGAUGCUCUGAGGAGCAGAGUGGUGAUGCCUCCAGCAUCCCCCCUGUCCCCGUGCCUGGUCACAGCCCCGGCUCAGCCCGGACCAUGGACCCCGGGCAGCUGGAGGGGACAGUCCUGAUGUUGGGCUGCUCCCACACCACGGGGCU
Molecule: messenger RNA, 1309 nt
Organism: Calidris pugnax (ruff)
Lineage: Eukaryota; Metazoa; Chordata; Aves; Charadriiformes; Scolopacidae
Exons: 2
Coding region: 168-1133 (321 amino acids)
Source: RefSeq, a predicted model, not a curated record